UAAAACACAUCUUCUGGCAAUGUGAAAUAUCGUACCAUUUCAAAGUUAGUGCAGAGAAAGAAAGGAAAUAUUUUGUUACUUCCUGAUUCUCAGUCAUGGAAUAUGUAUUCAUUAUGAACUGUUCUUAAAACUGGUUUGAUAUUUAGUGUUAAUUGAUAUUAAGGGAUUUUAACGAGGAAUGAAACUCUUUUGAUUCAAGUCGACUUUGGCGAAAAUCGGAAGCUUAUUCUAUGCGAGUCUGUUUCCUGAAAAAAAUUAUGUGAUAUGAGAAGCUGCCUAAAGAAUUACCGCUAGACUGACGAAUGAGCGCAACACAUUUCAGCAUAUUUAUUCUAAGCAGUCUAAAGAUUAAACAGUGUUCAAUAUCUGAAAAAUAUGAAACAGGUGCUCUUGAUGACUGACCCGAUUGAUUCCGUAUAAAAAUAUGAAAUUCCGUCUACGUGUACUCAUAUUUUACACGACGUUUGUGACUACUUGUCUGGUACUGCAGGCAUUGCAUUUUAUGAUGAUACAGCAGCAUAGUGACAAAUGGUAUAAAGACAACUUUGAAGGCAAUCAUUCGGAAAUCUUACGUCCCGAUACAGAACAGGAAAACAGCCAGAGAACUAUACUAUAUCUUGAAACUAAUGAAUUUAAUAUCUCAACAGAAGUAGAACAAGAACAUAUUAAGAAAAGGAAGAUAAUAUUUUUAUACAAUCUACCUGGAUUUUUGGUUAACACUACACCUACGAAUAGACAGUACAAGAACUGUGAUUAUAAAAAUUGCGUUUAUACACGUGAUAAAAAUAAGUUACUUAAAGCACAUGCUAUCAUAUUUUACGUAGGUAUUAGAUAUGAACGAAUGGGGGUUUCCCCACCAAUUCAACCGUCAUUUCGAAACCAAGAUCAAGUAUGGAUCUUUACAGCCACAGAACCGCCUGAGCAUUAUUAUAACACAGACUAUCUCUUACCGUCGUGGCACAAUACAAUGAACUGGUCUAGUUUUUAUAGGCUGGAUUCAGAUAUCCCGAUUUCAUACGGUGCUUUAAUUAGACAAAACCCAGAUAAAACAAGGCAAGACUAUGUUUCAUUGUAUGACUCAAAAACAAGAAAUGCCGUAUGGUACGUUAGUCAUUGUCAGGUUGCCAGUGAAAGAAGACUUUACGUAAAUGAAAUGAUUAGACAUGGAUUCGAUGUUGAUAUUCUAGGAGGAUGUGGUUCGGAAGGAAAAAGAACAAAAACUAAUUACACAGAAUUUGCGCAAACAGUACCAAAUUAUAAGUUUUAUUUAGCUUUCGAAAACUCGUUUUGUAAUGAUUAUGUUACAGAAAAGUUUUUCAGGAGUUACAACUCAGACAUGAUUAUUAUUGCAAGGGGUGGGGCUGAUUAUAACAGAUUGUUUCCACCAGGAACAUUUGUAAACACUGCCAAUUUUCAAGAUGUGUCUAGUUUAGUAAGAUAUUUGCUUCAUCUUGGAAGCGACAGAGAAAAAUAUAUUGACAUGUUACGCAAGAAAGACAGUUACUAUAGCGUCAAAAAGCCGUUAAACAGAAACUGUGAAAUUUGCAAAAGACUGAACAAUUUAUCGAGCUUUAGAAAAACAUAUGGCGCUAUUGGUGAUUAUCUUAAUGCCGGUCAAUGUAGAAGGCCUAAUGAUUUAUAAAUGAUUAUAAGGUUCAUUUAAAUCGUUGGAUAACAUAUGAAUUUCGUUUUUGUCAGUAUUUACAAAUGUCUCCACAUGACUGUUAUACAAAAUUAGAAAUUCAAUUUUAAUAUGAAAAAUCCGUGCACAUUUCCGUUAAAACGCAGAAAUCUGAUAUCAAGUCGUCGACGUAUUGUUCGCUGUUAUUCAAACGACGAUAAAAGUGCUACUGGAAUCGAUUUAUUUGAUAUAAAAUGCGUUUCAGAAUUGAAAUGAUAUAACGCAAUGUUGUUACACUUAAUGUAAAAAUUCAAUCAUAUUUAUUGACAAUCGAUUUUUAGCUCGACUAUUCAAAGAAUAGUAGAGCUAUUGGACUCGCCCGUGCGUCGGCGUCCGCGUCCGUGUCCCGAUUUGGUUAAGUUUUUGUAUGUAAGCUGGUAUCUCAGUAACCACUUGUUGGAAUGGAUUGAAACUUUACACACUUAUUCACUGUGAUAAACUGACUUAUACUGCACAGGUUCGAUAACUCUAUUUUGCUUUUUUAAAUAUAUAUGCCCCUUAUUCGACUUAGAAAUUUUUUGGUUAACGUUUUGUAUGUAAGCUGGUAUCUCAGUACCCACUGAUGGGAAUGGAUUGAAACUUCGCACACUUGUUCACAGUCAUCAUCUGACAUGCACUAAGUAGGUCCCAUAACUCUACCUUGCAUUUUUGUUUCUCAAAAUUAUGGUCCUUUUUUACUUAGCAGUUUUUGGUUAAGUUUUUGUAUGUAAGCUGGUAUCUCAGUAUCCACUAAGGGGAAUGGAUUGAAAUUUCACACACGUUUUCACUGUCAUGAUCUGACAUGCACUAUCAGGUCCCAUAACUAUAUUUUGCAUUUUUUCCCAAAAUUAUGCCCCUUUUUCGACUUAGAAAAUUUUGGUUAAGGUUUUGUAUGUAAGCUGGUAUCUCAAGACCCACUGAUGGGAAUGGAUUGAAACUUCACACGCUUGUUCACUGUCAUCAUCUGACAUGCACUAUGCAGGUCCCAUAACUCUAGCUUGCAUUUUUUCAAAAUUAUGCCCCUUUUUCGACUUAGGAGUUUUUGUUUAAGUUUUUGUAUGUAAGCUGGUAUCUCAGUACCCACUAAUGGGAAUUGGAUCGAAAUUUCACACACUUGUCCGCUGUAUUGAGCUGAUAAGUACUGUGCAGGUUCCAUAACCCUAUAUUUCUAUUUUUACCAAAUUAUGCCCUUUUUCGACUUUCGUAUUUAUUUAAUUGACAAGGCUGUUGAAUACUGGAGCGUUGCUGUCCUCCGACAGCUUGUUUAAAUAUUACACAUAUUUUAUAUGCUGUUUAAUUUUCAUGUUAAGCAACUCUUUCUGAUGUUCAAAUUUCCAAAGGUCAAAAGUCCAUCAAAACCUUUAUUAUUAUGGCACUUUUUUCAAUUAGAAAUGAGACAGUUUGUUUCAACAUUGUAAUACCUAUGUUUCCGUUUUCAUUGUUAAAUGAAUUUGGUACAUGAAAUGUUUAUAGGAAUUAAGAAAAAUGCAAGAUUAACCUUCCUGUUGCCAUAGUUACUUAAUACUUUUAAUAUUAUAGUAAUAAUAUUACGAUAACAUAAAUUUAUGUGUUUAA
Mercenaria mercenaria is the source of this 3235-nucleotide messenger RNA. Its product is annotated as alpha-(1,3)-fucosyltransferase C-like. Lineage: Eukaryota; Metazoa; Mollusca; Bivalvia; Venerida; Veneridae. The transcript is spliced from 3 exons. The record is from RefSeq and is a predicted model, not a curated record. The coding region runs from base 425 to 1642 and encodes 405 amino acids. Gene Ontology annotation, molecular function: alpha-(1->3)-fucosyltransferase activity. Gene Ontology annotation, cellular component: membrane.